Molecule: messenger RNA, 2587 nt
Organism: Acanthopagrus latus (yellowfin seabream)
Lineage: Eukaryota; Metazoa; Chordata; Actinopteri; Spariformes; Sparidae
Gene: tfdp1a
Product: transcription factor Dp-1, a
Exons: 13
Coding region: 287-1525 (412 amino acids)
Biological process (GO): regulation of transcription by RNA polymerase II; regulation of cell cycle
Cellular component (GO): nucleus; transcription regulator complex
Molecular function (GO): DNA-binding transcription factor activity, RNA polymerase II-specific; RNA polymerase II transcription regulatory region sequence-specific DNA binding
Source: RefSeq, a predicted model, not a curated record
GUCGAUGCUGUCCAAUCAGAGGCCGCGAAAGCGAGACACCGCCAAGAUCAGAUUGUCAGACGCGCUGCUGUAGCAAGGCUAGCAGAGAGUGGAUAGAAAAAGGCUAACAGGCGAUUUGCUAACUUGAGAAGUGCACCGGGAUUUAGACCUCCUCUUCCUCCAUUCUCAAAUGCCAACAACAACAGCCGUCGAAGAAACAGGAGAGUGCACCCGGGUCUGAAUAUCCACAAAUAGGAGAACAUUUUCAUUUUAGCCUGAAGCUCAACUCCUCCGGUCCUUUGGGAUCAUGGCUAAAGAUGCUGGUCUGAUUGAAACAAAUGGAGAGCUGAAGGUUUUCAUCGAUCAGAAUCUGAGCCCUAGCAAAGGCGUCCUAUCUUUGGUUACUGUCCAGCCUACAGCUGCCCCUGUGGCCAAACAGCUACUACCCAAAACUCUUGGGCCAUCCAAUGUGAACAUUGCUGCCCACAUGCAACAUGUGCCACACAUGGUGAUUGGAACACCCCAGAGGCCUACGGUAUCUAAUACCAUUUUGGUAAACAGUCCACACACACCAAGUUCUCAGUUCCUCACUCAGAGUCAACCAUCCGACGCCUCUCCCUGGUCAUCAGGAAAACGAGGUAAAAAAGGGGAAAAGAAUGGAAAGGGCUUGAGGCAUUUCUCCAUGAAAGUGUGCGAGAAGGUGCAGAAGAAAGGUGUAACCACCUACAAUGAAGUGGCAGAUGAACUGGUCGCAGAAUUCAGCUCAGCAGACAACCACAUGUCACCCAAUGACUCGCAUGUGUAUGACCAGAAGAACAUCCGGCGGCGUGUCUACGAUGCACUUAAUGUGCUCAUGGCCAUGAACAUUAUCUCUAAAGAGAAGAAGGAAAUCAAGUGGAUUGGCCUCCCCACUAACUCAGCGCAAGAGUGCCAAAACCUUGAGGUGGAGAGACAAAGGCGGCUGGAGAGGAUUAAGCAGAAACAAUCACAGCUUCAGGAGCUCAUUCUGCAGCAAAUAGCUUUUAAGAACCUGGUUCAACGAAACAGACAGACAGAGCAGCAGGCAAACAGACCUCCACCUCCCAACUCCAUCAUCCACCUUCCCUUCAUUAUUGUCAACACCAGCAAGAAAACUGUCAUCGACUGCAGCAUCUCUAAUGACAAGUUCGAGUAUUUGUUCAAUUUUGACAGCAUGUUUGAGAUCCACGAUGACAUCGAGGUGCUGAAGCGUAUGAACAUGGCCUGUGGUUUGGAGGUUGGGAACUGUUCUCAGGAAAAUCUGAAGGUUGCACGAAGCCUGGUGCCCAAAGCUCUGGAGCCCUAUGUUAUAGAGAUGGCAAAGGGUCCCAUCAGUAACGUCUACAUCACUGGAGGUUCCUCUGCCAAUGGAGCUCGUUACCCCGCAAGUGAUGGUUGCACUGAUGGCACCAUGGCCUCCAGCUCGAAUGACUCUCACUACAGCGGCUCUCGCGUGGAGACUCCAGUGUCUUAUAUGGGGGAUGACGACGACGAGGACGAGUACGACGAGAACGACGAUGAAGACUAACCUGUCUACGCCUUGCCACUCCAACAAGCACAGUCCUUCAAACCACCUUCACCGUGGAAAUCUAGUCCCUUUUUUGUGUGUGCUUCUUCGACCUUUUCCCCUGUUUCCCAUGCCUGUAUUUCUGUCUGGCUUUCUCAGGGGUGUAGAUGAAUAUUGAAAGAACAGAGGUGUAAAUUGCACCCAUCUUUUUUUCUGCUCCUGAAGCACCUGCACCACAGCUCUGGGGGCGGUGUCGUCCAAGGGAACUGUAGUCUGUGGCCCGGCCACCACGCUGAAGUCUUUGUAUGUCUAAUCCACUUCUCGAUAAGCCAUCCCACUAAAAAAGAAAAAAAAAACCUCUGUAAAACCUACUGCUGUUGGAGAAUGUAUAAUGUACUUGUUUGAAUAGUUAUUCCUAUUAUUUUGCAGUUGCCUAAGGCAGACACGACGAUGAUGAUCAAAAUGUUCCGAGAUGGCCAAAGUGUCUGCUUUAACAUGCUGUGUUAGUGCAACAACAUGGAUUCAGAACGGCCUGAUACAGGUGCCAUUGCAUCCGUGGAUGAGGCUCCGUCAGAUGUGUUGAUACUUUUUGUUUUGUGUUCUGGGCAAUAAUUUGAAAUAGUUUCUUAUCCCCCAUUUUGUUGGGCUGGCUUCCUUCUGUUCUGUAGGCAGCUGCUUUCCUGAUCUUGUUUGCUAGUUUUUUUGUUUUGUUUUGUUUUGUAUUCUGGAGUUAAAGGAAUUCUCCAUCACCACCCUGUUAACGCCUUGGUAGUGUUUACAAAAUAAUGGCACCAGCAAGGUAAAGACUUUUAUAACCCAGGCUCCUAAUAGGUAAAUAAGCUUUUCUUUGUGAAUUACGUAUAUGAAUCCUACGACGAUUGUAGCUUAUAGUAUCCUUUAGAGGCCAGUGAUAAAGGUAAAAAUUAUUGAUGUAAAAAAAAAAAUGUGGUUGCAUAGGUCUUUAUGUACUCCCUUCAAAGAUCUCCCUUUUAAAACUUAGCAACACAUGUACUGACUCUUCCAAAUACCUUUUUCUGUAAUCUAAUAUAAGUUUGCAAAUUAAAAUAUAGAUUGUUUUAAUAA